Messenger RNA from Daucus carota subsp. sativus, 1759 nucleotides. RefSeq names its product glycosyltransferase BC10. The transcript has 11 exons. Lineage: Eukaryota; Viridiplantae; Streptophyta; Magnoliopsida; Apiales; Apiaceae. The record is from RefSeq and is a predicted model, not a curated record. Gene Ontology annotation, molecular function: glycosyltransferase activity. Gene Ontology annotation, cellular component: membrane. The coding region runs from base 337 to 1497 and encodes 386 amino acids.
GCAACGUGAGAUGCGCAGAAUAAAACGUUAGUCCUGCUACACAGGCAAUCUCACAUACAGCGAAAAAGACAAAACACCCACUCCAGCGGAGCUCAAGCCUAGCUCCCUUUUCAAGUCAAGUCUCUACUCACUCUCCUCCCCCUUUCUUCUCUCUAUACGUAUACGUAUACAUAAAACGUAUGUAUUAAUUUUCAUUCACGAGUCUCUUGUCACAAUUCUGAAGAUCUGAAGUAGCUAACUCAUCUACAUCACCAAAUUGUAGCAUAAUCUGUGUUUAUACUUUAUAUAUCACUAUAUACAAACUGUAUAUUAUGUAGAUCACAAGUUAGUUAAGAAAUGAGAAGUGAACAAAUGAAGCGAAGGUCAUCGAGCUUCUCCCACAAAUCUCAGCAAUAUAGAUGGAGGCGAAACUUGUUUGCUUUGCUUCUCUUUGGCUUAUGUUGUUUUUUCACUUUAUUAAUAUUCGAAGCUCAAUAUACUCGGAUCAAAUUGUUUGCUUCUCUUUAUCGUCAUAAUUCUCCUCCGCUGCCUCAAUUCCCUAAGAUUGCCUUCUUGUUUAUCGCGCGUAAUCGCCUCCCUCUCGACAUUGUUUGGGAUGCUUUUUUUCAGGGCGACGAGGAUAACAAGUUUUCAAUUUUUGUUCACUCUAGGCCUGGAUUCCUAUUUAACAAGGCAACAACAAAAUCUGUAUAUUUCUUGAAUCGCCAACUUAAUGAUAGCAUUCAGGUAGAUUGGGGAGGAUCAAGCAUGAUUGAAGCAGAGCGUAUUUUACUUCGACAUGCACUCGAAGAUCCUAGUAAUGAACGUUUUUUGUUCCUUUCGGACAGCUGCUUGCCGUUGUACAACUUCAGCUACACAUACGACUACAUCAUGUCAACUUCAACUAGUUUUGUGGACAGCUUUUCUGAUACAAAAGAAGGUCGCUACAAUCCGAAGAUGCAUCCUGUGAUUCCUGUUCAUAACUGGAGGAAAGGAUCUCAGUGGGCUGUGCUAACCAGAAAGCAUGCCCAUAUUGUGGUUAGAGAUGACUCUGUCUUUCCCAUGUUUCAGUUGCAUUGCAAGAGAAAAUCAUUGCCUGAGUUUUGGCGGGAUCAUCCUCUUCCAGCUGAAGGAUGGAAGGAGCAUAACUGUAUACCAGAUGAACAUUAUGUCCAGACCUUAUUAGCUCAAGAAGGCCUUGAAGGAGAAAUUACAAGAAGGGGUGUGACUCAUACUUCAUGGGAUGUAAAAUCCUCCAAAGUUCGUGAACGGCAAGGAUGGCAUCCUGUGACAUAUAAGUUAGCUGAUGCUACUCCCUCACUCAUCCAAUCUAUAAAGGAUAUAGAUAAUAUCAAUUAUGAAACUGAAUAUAGAAAAGAGUGGUGCACUAGCAAAGGAAAACCAGCACCAUGCUUUCUUUUCGCAAGGAAAUUCACUCGGCCUGCAGCUCUGAGGCUUCUCAAUAUGUCUGUCUUGGGAGUCGUCAGUCAAGCAAGAAGUAAAUCCUCAGAGAAAUGAAGCAUAUAUUAAUAGUGAGUCAGUGCCAUGUAGGUAUGUAACUAGGCAACAAGCAUAAAAAGUAUUAGAUAGAUUUCUAAUGUUAACAAUAGAAAAGGAAAAUUUGUAUAAAGAAAGUAAUGAAUCGAAUUAUCCAGUGAAAGUGUCUCUUUUCCUUGCAUGCAAUGUACAUGACCAAUAAUGAUACAUUUUUCUAAUACUUGGAGUCAUUCAUCAGUAAAUUUGAUUGCAUGCCUAUUAGGCUCCCAAUCGUAUUAUCACU